Molecule: messenger RNA, 928 nt
Organism: Trichoplusia ni (cabbage looper)
Lineage: Eukaryota; Metazoa; Arthropoda; Insecta; Lepidoptera; Noctuidae
Exons: 7
Coding region: 102-800 (232 amino acids)
Source: RefSeq, a predicted model, not a curated record
GGCCUGUGACUUUAAAGUAUACCAGUCCAUUUUGACAAAAUAAAAUGUUAAAUUUUCGUAUAAAAUAGCCAUUGAAAUGAAUACAUAAAAACACAAAAGAUAUGGAAAAACCUAAAAUUACUAAAAAAAUAAGAACUAUACAAAUUACAUACCCUGCACCUUACUCCCAAACUUGGAACGCAGAGCAUAAUAGUUCUUCACCAGUCAUCAUGAAAAAUAACUUUGGACGGAGAUCGAACUUCCUCUUCAACCCCAAAAGGCAAGUUGAAACCCAGAAGGCCUGGAGCCACUCGUACUCCGCAGUCCGAGGUCCGGACCCCACGGCGCCACAUCUCAAGUACGGAGUCUUCUCCAAUAGAAGAUCUACUUCAACAAGGCUCCUACAAAAAUCCCUGCCUCUAAAGCCAACGCAAAACAGGAACAGCUACUCACACAACACGAUACCAACGAGACAGGCUUCAGAUUACACAAACAACAAGAAUGCGAAGAAGAAAAAGGAUAGGAAAGGUCCGUUAACAGAAGCCCCGAUGUUCGUCUUCCGUACCAUAGACAAACGUCACACGCGACAGCUGUCACUGUCAGAGAUCAUGCACAUAGACAUUAAGCCGAAGAAGAGUAUGUUGUCGUCACCGCGUUUCUGUCCCUCACCCACGUUUAAAGUCCUGACUCCGAACGUACCAGCUCCCACGGCUCGCUGGAGUCGACAUUUCCUAACCGAAUACCCCGAGAAGAGGUGUCGGAACGCUCAGGGGUCAUACACGCAAAUGCAAGAUCGGGGCGCUGCGAAAUCACGACCCUAAGUGUCAUGGGGACUAGCAGCCAUACACAAGAUUAAUACUUAGUACCUGUCCAAUUAAAUGCUAGAGCGGCACAAACGCACUAAGAAACAAAUGUGGCCAGGAUGAAAAAUGUGAUAAAUAUUGGUGUG